This is a messenger RNA of Fukomys damarensis (Damara mole-rat), 1708 nucleotides long. Its product is annotated as cytochrome P450 2A13. The record is from RefSeq and is a predicted model, not a curated record. Lineage: Eukaryota; Metazoa; Chordata; Mammalia; Rodentia; Bathyergidae. Bases 18 to 1502 code for a protein of 494 amino acids. Gene Ontology annotation, cellular component: cytoplasm; intracellular membrane-bounded organelle. Gene Ontology annotation, biological process: xenobiotic metabolic process; coumarin metabolic process. The transcript is spliced from 9 exons. Gene Ontology annotation, molecular function: iron ion binding; oxidoreductase activity, acting on paired donors, with incorporation or reduction of molecular oxygen, reduced flavin or flavoprotein as one donor, and incorporation of one atom of oxygen; heme binding.
UUACCCUCAUCGCCACCAUGCUGGCCUCAGGGCUGCUUGUGGUGGCUUUGCUGGCCUGCCUGAGUGUAAUGAUCUUGAUGUCCAUCUGGCGGCAGAGGAAGCUCUGGGGGAAGCUGCCUCCUGGACCCACCCCACUGCCCUUCAUUGGAAACUACCUGCAGCUGAACACAGAGCAGAUGUACAACUCCCUCAUGAAGAUCAGCGAGCGCUAUGGCCCUGUGUUCACCAUCCAUCUGGGGCCUCGCCGGGUUGUGGUGCUGUGCGGACAGGAUGCGGUAAAAGAGGCUCUGGUGGAUCAGGCUGAGGAAUUCAGUGGGCGAGGCGAGCAGGCCACCUUCGACUGGCUCUUCAAAGGCUAUGGUGUUGCGUUCAGCAACGGAGAGCGCGCCAAGCAACUCCGGCGCUUCUCCAUCACCACGCUUCGGGACUUCGGCGUGGGCAAGCGCGGCAUCGAGGAGCGCAUCCAGGAAGAGGCGGGUUUCCUCAUCCAAGCUUUCCGGGACACGCGCGGCGCAUUCAUCGAUCCUACCUUCUACCUGAGCAGAACAGUCUCCAACGUCAUCAGCUCCAUUGUCUUUGGGGACCGCUUUGAGUACGAGGACAAAGAGUUCCUGUCACUGCUGCGCAUGAUGCUGGGGAGCUUCCAGUUCACAGCUACCUCCACCGGACAGCUCUAUGAGAUGUUCUCUUCUGUAAUGAAGCACCUGCCAGGACCACAGCAACAGGCCUUUAAAGAGCUUCAGGGACUUGAAGACUUCAUAACCAAAAAGGUGGAGCAGAACCAACGCACACUGGACCCCAAUUCCCCCAGGGACUUCAUCGACUCCUUCCUUAUCCGAAUGCAGGAGGAGAAUAAGAACCCUAACACGGAGUUCUACAUGAAGAACCUGGUACUGACCACACUGAACCUCUUCUUUGCGGGCACAGAGACCGUCAGCACGACCCUGCGCUAUGGUUUCCUGCUGCUCAUGAAGCACCCAGAUGUGGAGGCCAAGAUCCAUGAAGAGAUUGACCGAGUGAUUGGCAAGAAUCGUCAGCCCAAGUUUGAAGACAGGGCCAAGAUGCCCUACACAGAGGCAGUGAUCCAUGAGAUCCAAAGAUUCGGAGACAUGAUCCCCAUGGGCCUGGCUCGCAGGGUCAUCAAGGACACCAAGUUUCGAGACUUCCUCCUCCCCAAGGGCACCGAAGUGUUCCCUAUGCUGGGUUCUGUGCUGAGAGACCCCAAGUUCUUCUCCAACCCCCGAGAUUUCUACCCCCAGCACUUCCUGGACGAGAAGGGGCAGUUUAAGAAGAGUGAUGCUUUUGUGCCCUUUUCCAUUGGAAAGCGGUACUGUUUUGGAGAAGGCCUGGCUAGAAUGGAGCUCUUCCUUUUCCUCACCACCAUCUUGCAGAACUUCCGCUUCAAGUCCCCACAGGCGCCUUGGGAUAUCGACGUGUCCCCCAAACACGUGGGCUUUGCCACCAUCCCACCGAACUACACCAUGAGUUUCCAGCUCCGCUAAGUCAGGGCUGCGGUCAAGACAGAGCGAGUGGGCGGGAACCGGAAGGGAAGGGCGGGGGCGGGGCUAGUGGGUGGGAGGGGCUAAGGAGAAAUGAAGGGACCUGGUUUACAGGCAAGAGGGAAGAAACAACAGAUUCCUUACCUUGCUAAAGAUAGAUCCUUUGAAGCUGACAUGAGCAAAGGGAAACCUUACACCGUGCUGUAAUA